Molecule: messenger RNA, 878 nt
Organism: Plectropomus leopardus (leopard coralgrouper)
Lineage: Eukaryota; Metazoa; Chordata; Actinopteri; Perciformes; Serranidae
Product: protein Bouncer-like
Biological process (GO): sperm-egg recognition
Cellular component (GO): membrane
Source: RefSeq, a predicted model, not a curated record
CUUGGUAAUCAGAGGCUUUGCUGGUGUUUGGAGGCUCCUCAGGUUGACACAUCUUCACAUGUUGCAGGGAUUUUUUACAUGCAGGGAGAUGGGAUCACAAAGAAAGAGCAGUCUAGAUCUCCAUCUGUUGGGACCACACUGGUUCCUGAGCUCCAUCCUGUUGGCCACUGCUCUGGUCCUCCCGGCUCUGAGUCUGGACAGCCUGCUGUGUUACUACUGUCCUCUGCAGCACAAAGGCAAGUCCUGCCCCAACAUCACCAGCCAGUGUCUGCAUGAUCAGCGCUGUUCCAGCUCCAGAGGCCAUUAUGGCUCCCUCCACAUCCUGUCCGCUCAGGGCUGCGUGGACGCUGAACUCUGUGGCUCUCACAAAAUCAUCUCUUAUCAGGGGGUCAAGUACAACGUCAGCCACACCUGCUGCUGCAAAGACAAAUGCAACAGCCGGCCAAAGUCUGACACCAAACUGAAGACACUGCUGGGAAUGAUCAUAGACAAAAUAUAUCACAUUAACAUCACUAAUGUUCUGAGAGAGGAGCCUUCGGAUUCAUGUGCAAAUUACACAUCAUCAGUGAGCUCCACAUUACCUGCCACUGCAUCAUAACUGCUUGUAGAGGGCUGGGGAGAGGCCUGUUAGCCACAGGCGCUUUCCCAAAUCUCCACGAGGUCGCUAACAUUUGUUCAAAUGUUUGUGAUUUUUGCUAAAUUAUUGUGUGAAUCCGAAACAGAAUGAAUUGUCAGUGUUUUGUGUGAUUACAUUUUAUCUCCAGGGAGUAAAAGGUGGAGUUGUCAGCCAACCUCCUGGUUUAACAGAGUAAAUGCUGACAUUAUCUCUGUGGUAACUGAUGAAUGUAGCAAAAAUAAAAGCACCAUGAUUAAGCCUC